Protobothrops mucrosquamatus (brown spotted pit viper) is the source of this 1088-nucleotide messenger RNA. It is a transcript of the gene SNRPD3, whose product is annotated as small nuclear ribonucleoprotein D3 polypeptide. The record is from RefSeq and is a predicted model, not a curated record. The coding region runs from base 19 to 399 and encodes 126 amino acids. Gene Ontology annotation, molecular function: RNA binding. The transcript is spliced from 3 exons. Gene Ontology annotation, biological process: spliceosomal snRNP assembly; RNA processing. Lineage: Eukaryota; Metazoa; Chordata; Lepidosauria; Squamata; Viperidae. Gene Ontology annotation, cellular component: SMN-Sm protein complex; pICln-Sm protein complex; U4 snRNP.
CCCCCGCAGACCGCCGCCAUGUCCAUCGGGGUGCCGAUCAAGGUGCUGCACGAGGCCGAGGGCCACAUCGUCACCUGCGAGACCAACACGGGCGAGGUCUACCGCGGGAAGCUCAUCGAGGCCGAGGACAACAUGAACUGCCAGAUGUCCAACAUCACGGUGACCUACCGCGACGGGCGGGUGGCGCAGCUGGAGCAGGUCUACAUCCGCGGCAGCAAGAUCCGCUUCCUGAUCCUGCCCGACAUGCUGAAGAACGCGCCGAUGCUGAAGAGCAUGAAGAACAAGAACCAGGGCUCCGGCGCCGGCCGCGGCAAGGCCGCCAUCCUCAAGGCGCAGGUGGCUGCAAGAGGAAGGGGACGUGGAAUGGGGCGUGGCAACAUUUUCCAGAAGCGGCGAUAACUUGGAAUCAAACCCUGCUUUGCUGAAGAGAAAACUGUGCUAAAUUGUAAUUUGUGUCUACUUUAAUAAAUAUGUUUCUUACAAAAUAGGAAGAGAGCAUCUGCUGUGUGUCAUUGACUUAACUGAGAUAUAGAUUUGCUGCUAUAUAGUCAUAGUAGGCCUCAAUGAUCACCUUAAAUGCCAGACCCCAUACUGCUUGCAGUACCUAUGGUACAAUUUUUAAAAAAUACAAACUGAAAUUAAAACCAAUCAUCUGCUUUUUAAGUGAUGUUAAUAGACAAUUUUUGAGGGUGGCUUUCCUAUGUGAGAUUCAAUAAACAAGUUGUUAGUAGUAUUAAAAGAAUGGCCAUGAGCUUAAGAAUGUCCUGUAUGAUUUUUAAAAUAAUUUAUUGUACUUUGAAUUAAUCAGUAAACCCAGGUCUCUGGGUAAUGCAUAAAAUAGAAACACAGGUCCAUAAAAUCUAAAUCAUGGCAAGGUAUAAGAGCUCUUAUUAGUGCUUACUUAAAUGUUUUAAGUUUUGAUUUUUUUUCUCCCUAUCUGCAAAAUGCAGAAUAAAGCUUUUAAAAUGUUUAUCUAGCAAGUAUCUUUAUACUUACGUUCACUCAUAUGCUUCUAAAAUUUUAAUUUAUCUUUGAGCAUGCAAUUUGGAUUUGGAGAGUUAAAUAGAGCAGAGGUCCCCAACCUUUUG